AUGUUUAGGGAGGUUUUAAUCCUAUUCAUUGUAGCCGCCAGUAUAUCAUGUGUUUAUUCUCAACAACAAGCUUCAAUGAAUAUUUGCUCACUUGUAAAUGAUGGACUUACUGUUAAUUGUUCUGUCAAGGGAUCAACCGAUCCUAUUACUAGUGUUGUUUUUAGACUUUUAACUGACAACACAACCUUUGCCAGCUAUACCAGAGCACAGUUUACGUCAAUCGGCCAGCUAUAUUUUACAGUCAAUACACCUCAGGGUGUUGGUCAAACGCUAACUCAAAUUUGUCUGUCGACCUAUGCAAACGGUAGUGUUAAUCCACUGGGCAACCUUCCGUGCAGAAACAUUUCUCAAUCCAAUGCAGCCCUUUUCGAAAUCGUAUCGCCUUUGGCAGGUGACACCAACGUUGUAUUAAAAGGCAUGAAUUUUAGAACAUACAGUGGUCCCGACAAUAACAAUAUAGAAUUUGUUGCCCCCAAAUCACUGAAAAUCCUUAUGAACACCAACCCAGACACUACAUUACCAAAUUAUCCAUCUGUUAAUGGAACGAUUAUCACAGAAGAUGCAGAUGGAGUUGUGAUAAAAUCUGGAAAAAAUUAUGCUAUCUCUGCCCUUACUAUUGAUGGUGGAACAUAUAAUUCCAAAUUGACUUUAUCUUUUAUUCCACCAACUAUUAAAAAUGUAACUGUUGAUGCAACUAAAACAACAUUGACUGGUAUAAGUUUUGGAGGUGACUCUUUGAAAUCAAAGCUUAAAUUAACUUUUGAUGUUGAAGAUGUUGCUGCCAAGAUUACAUCUGUCACUACUGAUACCAUUGUAUUGACUAAUCCAUCGAAUAUUCUUACUGCUGGUGCUAGAAAAUUCAACAUUGAUUUGGAUUCAAACCCAGGUACCCCUUAUACUUAUACUCUUAACCCUGUAGUAUCAACAGUAUCAAGUGUACCAACAGGUGGAGGAUUAAUUACUAUUUCAGGCAAGUAUUUGGCAUUGACUAGGGGAGAUGGAAAAGCGACCGUUUCAAAUAUUCAGGUUGGAACCAAGGUGUGCACAGCUCCAACAAACUUGGCCGAUGGAAGAAUCAGCUGUACUAUUGAAAGUGGGUCGGGUGGAGGUCACGCCGUCAAGGUUACCAUUGAUGGAGCUGUGAGCCAAGAGGCUGUAACGUUUUCGUACGGGCGUCCACAAAUGACUAGUUACUUGCAAGGUGGACUUGCCAUGACUGUCACUGGAACUAGUUUGGGUUCGGUUGCUACCACCAAGAUCUUUAUCAACGGACUUGCCACUGCAGUCACUAUUAGUUCUGCCAAGGCUGAUGGCAGCGAGCUUACCUUUACCUUGCCACUUGAAACUCGUAAUGGUUAUUUCACCAUCCAGGUCGGUGACUUGGUAUCCAACCAAAACGAGUUUACAUUGGCUCCAGUCCUAACAUCAGUCACCAAGUCGGAUACCCCGGGAUCAGCUGUCACCAUCGUCGGUAACUUUUUGAUGCCACAAGAUUUCGGUAGCAAGGAAGUAUCCCCACAAAGAAUUCAAAUCGAUACUUUGAUCAAUUGUAAAGACCCCAUCUUUGCACAAAACCAAACGAUUUGUAAGGCUCCAGAAGGUGCAGGUCAGAAUUACAACUUGACAGUAUCAUUUGGCACGCGUACAUCCAACCCCGUUCCCUUUAGUUACAACCCACCCAAGCUUGUAGACUACUACCAAAUCCACAACACUAUCUACUUGAAGGGUAGCAACUUUGGUAAAUUUGGUAGUGCUCAACAGGUCAAAGUACAAGAUGAAGAUGUCACACACACCACCACUCAGAAUGUCGCCACUCCUCAUUCCGAUACUAGCUUUUUGUUGUUUGCCAACUCGUCCGACUCUAAACUCACCAUCGUCGUACAAGGUCAAGAAUCUAAUGAACUGUCCAUUGCAGUUCGUCCAAGUAUCGAAUCAAUCACACCAGUUCCUACAAAGGGAGGAUUGGUCACCGUCAAGGGUUACUUUAUCGCUGCCAACAACCCAUCCGUCGUUUCAUUCACCGUCAUCAACGGAGUUACUUGUACCGGAAUCAUUCCCUUCAAAGACAACGUCACCCAACAAACUGGAUUCACAUGUGAAGCUAGCAAUGGUUUUGGUAUUGAAAACACAGCCACUCUUGUCAUUUCAAACAUUACUACCCCUGUCAAUGACCCACUCGUCAAUAUUACCUAUAUCGCGCCCACCAUCACAUCAGUCUCCAACACUACCGAAGAAGGUGGUAGUGUCACCAUUGUCGGUGACAACUAUCAUCCAAGCUCUAUACUUGUCAAGAUUGGUGUCCAAACUUGUCAAUCGCCACAAGUAUCCGAAUACAACACUGUGGUCUGUCAACUUGAUAAAUGGGAUUUCGAUGCACUCGGUGAAAUUCCAAAUACUCGUCAAAAUGUUACUAUCACUGUUGGUAAUCAAAUUGUAAACAAUGAAUUAUUUAGUUAUGAUUUGGAAGCAUUGUAUGAAAGAAGAAGAGAAGAAGAAAAGAAGAAGAAGUUGAAAUGGUUGAUUCCAGCCAUUGUUGUACCAUGUGUAGUUGGUGUUGCUUUGAUCGUAGCUGUUUCUAUAAUCCUGGUAAAGAAACAUAACAAGAACCAAGAGCUCAAAAAAAUGUUUGGCAAAUAA
Messenger RNA from Cavenderia fasciculata, 2637 nucleotides. It is a transcript of the gene tgrN1, whose product is annotated as immunoglobulin E-set domain-containing protein. The record is from RefSeq and is a predicted model, not a curated record. The transcript has 5 exons. Lineage: Eukaryota; Evosea; Eumycetozoa; Acytosteliales; Cavenderiaceae. The coding region runs from base 1 to 2637 and encodes 878 amino acids.